Penicillium argentinense is the source of this 897-nucleotide messenger RNA. RefSeq lists its product as uncharacterized. Bases 1 to 897 code for a protein of 298 amino acids. The record is from RefSeq and is a predicted model, not a curated record. Gene Ontology annotation, molecular function: DNA binding. NCBI's taxonomy places the organism in Eukaryota, Fungi, Ascomycota, Eurotiomycetes, Eurotiales, Aspergillaceae. Gene Ontology annotation, biological process: DNA recombination; DNA integration. The transcript has a single exon.
AUGUCUGAGCUCUCAGCUCUCCGCGCGUAUCACGUCGAUAACGGUCUACCUGACACAAUUUUUGACCUCCACGCUAAGCAUUUUCGUCGCAUGAUCGAUGGCGCUCGCCGGCUGCAACCGCCCCGCCGAAAGCGGAUUCGCAACCCAAUCUCACGCGCCUCAGUUAUAACCCUUUCAGGGAAAAUCUCACAUCUCCCUGCCCAACCGCGGGGGCUCUCAGCGGCCCAGAAAAAUAACGUUAAUCUUGCCGUGGCCGCCCGCGUUGCCUUCGCCGGAUUCCUUCGGGUCGGGGAAUUUACAUACUCAGCUACCGACCUCAGAGACACUCAAGUCUUCGCUGCUACUAAAUUAACCCGGGCGGAUGUCAGGUUCUCCCCCACCAUGGAUCACGUCCUCCUUACUUUGAAGAGAAGCAAGACCGACCGAAACCACGAAGGUGUCAAUGUUGUCCUUGCAGCGACAAACGACGCAGGCUGCCCCGUCGAAGGCCUUUCUAAGCUAUUCCUCCAUGCUUCUCAACCUAUGACUGCUCCUCUAUUUGCGCUCUCCUCUGGUCCUUUCACCUCAUCCGCCUUCCAACGUGCGGUUAUCUCUAAGCUCAACCGCGCCGGGGAAGACACCACGGGACUUAAGGGUCAUAGUUUCAGGAAAGGGGCAGCACAACACGCCCACAACGCAGGCCUAAGAAAUGACCACAUCCAAGCCCUCGGGAGAUGGUCUUCCGAAGCCUUCCGCAUUUAUUUCACAACACCUACAACAACACUAUAUGCCUGGAACCGUCAAUUCCAGACCGGUCAUCCAACUCCGGUCUCAUCUUCCAUACCACCAGCCCCUCCACCAUCCUCUUUUGACCCACCGGGUCAUUUGGGCCCGCCUGCAGCCCUCACGGCGCCGUAG